AUGUUCGGCGGCGGGAAACCCCCCGCGCCCGACAAGGCCGCGGCGGCCGAGUCCGUCGACGCGUCCCUGGACGACCUCUUCUCGCGCCUGCGCGACGCGACGUCGCGCGGCGCGCACAAGAAGGCGCUGCGGAUCUCGGAGUCGAUCCUGAGCCUCGCGCCGGGCGACCCCGACGCGACGCGAUGCGCGGUGGUCGCGCUGAGCGAGCUCGCGCGGCACGACGACGCGAUCCAGUGCGUGGAGGACGCGCCCGCGGACGUCCUCGGCGGGCUGACGUUCGAGUGGGCGUACUCGAUGUAUCGCGCGGGGCGCGUCGCCGACGCGCUCGACGUGCUCGACGCGACGGAGGGCGACGCCGAUCUUCUCGAGGAGGACCGCGGGUCGGCGUCGCGAUGCGCGCAGCUGCGCGCGCAGCUGCUGUAUCGCGACGGGCGAUUCGAGGAGAGCGCGAGGAUGUACGAGAAGAUGUUCGAGGAGCACCCCGCGGAGAUGGCCAAGGUCCCGAACGUCGCGGUGAACCUCGCGGCGUCGCUCGUCGCCGCCGGGCGCGCGUCCGAACUCCUCGCGACGCUGAAAAAAAUCGUCGUCUCCCCGAAGGCGUCGUUCGAGCUCGCGUUUAACGUCGCGUGCGCGUGCGUUUCAAACGGCAACCUCCGCGACGCGGACGAGUACCUCGCGCUCGCGCGCGCGCGAGGCGAGACCACGCUGGCGGACGAGGAGCUCUCGCCGCAAGAGAUCGAAGACGAGCUUCUCCCGGUGACGGUCCAACGCGCGUACGCCGCGCACCUUGGCGGCGACGUCGACGCCGCGACGGAGGGAUACCGCGCCGCGAUCGCGACGAAGAGCGCGAGCGACGCCGCGACGGUCGCGGUCGCGGUGAACAACCUGUUGACUAUCGUCGGCCCGAGAGGCGUCGGCGGCGCGGAGGCGAUCAAGAAGAUGGAGAAGCUCAGGCGCGUUCACGUUUGUCGCGCCGGUCCUCAUACGACCGCGUUCGCACGCGACGACGCGGGGACCCUGCGCGCGGACGUCGCGAGGCACGCGAACGAAGAACAACGGAGCGCGUUUCUCGCGAACCGCGCGAUCGCGCUGCUGCACUCGAACCACCUCGACCGGUGCCGCGAGUCGCUCAGCGCGCUAAAACGAGAGGAGGAGGAGGGGCGCUCCCUGCACCACGACGCCGCGCGCGUCGCGUUGAUCGACGCCGCGUUGUGCAUGCGAAACCGCCGGCCGGCAGACGCCGACGCGGCGCUCGCGCGAUUCGUCGACGGACGCGGCGCGACGGACGCGGGCGCGCGCGCGACCGCGCAGCUCGCGCGCGCGCAGAUCGCGGCGAGCGCGGGGGAGUACGCGAAGGCCAUCUCGGCGCUCGAGGGCGUCGGCGCUGCCUGCGCGACGUCGCCGGCGGUGACGGCGACGAUCGUCGCGUUGCGCGAGCUCUCCGGCGACGCGGCGGGUGCGGACGCGGCUUUGGAAGCCGCCGCGGCGACGCCGGGCGCGCCGACGACGCUGGCGCUUCGCGCGGCGGAGCGCGAGCUGGAGAGAGGUCGCGCGGCGGAGGCUGUCGCCGCGUACGAGCGCGUGCUGAGCCUCGGCGCGCGCGACAAAGGCGACAAAGGCGACGAGGACGAUCUGAAGCUCGCCGACGCGGGGCUGGUCAAGGCGCGCGCCGUCGCCGGCGACGCGGACGGCGCGGAGCGCGGCGCGAGCGAGGUGUUCGAGGCGCUGCUCGCGGCGCGGGGCGGGGAAGCCCCGGACGCGGACGCGCUGGAGGAGACGCCGCCGGACUCGGUCCUCGCGCGCGCGGCGGAGGUGGAGAGGAGGCUCGCGGCGCGGCGCGGCGGCAAACGCGGCGGCGGCGGCGGCGACGACGGCGGCGGCGGCGAGCGCGCGACGCGAUGGAAGCGACGGAAGCGGAAGAUCGUCUACCCGAAGGGGUUCGACCCCGAGAACCCCGGGCCGAUGCCGGACCCGGAGCGGUGGCUUCCGAAGCGCGAGCGGAGCGGGCACAAGGGGAAGAAGAAGAAGCAGGCGAACGUCAGAGGCGCGCAAGGCGCCGGCGCGUCCGACGCGGAGCUGAGCAAAAAAGAGUUUAGCGGCGGCUCCGGCGGUACAGCUGGCGGCGGUGGCGGGGUGAAGACGAACGCCCCGGACGCGGACGUGAUGGAUAAGCUCCUGAGCGUGGGCGUGGGGAAGAAGAAGAAGAAGGGCGGGCGGCGAUGACACGACGCCCGGGCCCGGGGAAGGAUGGGGGGAAGGGACCCCGGCGUUCGUUCGGCGGGGAUCGAUUUCGACUCUUAAUCGUAGUAUGGCUUCGCGUCGCGAUUUCAUGAUCAUCGUCAGUCGCUACGUGUC
Molecule: messenger RNA, 2355 nt
Organism: Micromonas pusilla CCMP1545
Lineage: Eukaryota; Viridiplantae; Chlorophyta; Mamiellophyceae; Mamiellales; Mamiellaceae
Product: type II secretory pathway family protein
Exons: 3
Coding region: 1-2223 (740 amino acids)
Biological process (GO): SRP-dependent cotranslational protein targeting to membrane
Cellular component (GO): signal recognition particle, endoplasmic reticulum targeting
Molecular function (GO): protein binding; ribosome binding; 7S RNA binding
Source: RefSeq, a predicted model, not a curated record